UAGAACAUCAUACGGAAGUUGAAGAGCUUUCACAAUUCGUCUGUAGCCUAAUAGCCGAAAUCUUCGACGAAACUAGUACCAACACCGUCCGAGCAUACACCUUACUUCUAUCCCACACCAAAACGUGGACGAUUCCCAGCUCCCUUGUCGAUGCAGUUCUCACGGCGCCGCAAGCAGAC
Molecule: messenger RNA, 179 nt
Organism: Amoebophrya sp. A25
Lineage: Eukaryota; Dinophyceae; Syndiniales; Amoebophryaceae
Source: the annotation of a GenBank genome assembly